AUGCGAACCUUGUCUUUUAUCGCCUGUGCGAAUAGACGUCUUACAUCUGGUCAGCUUCAGCAUGCUCUCGCUAUUGAGGAAGGCCUAUCUGAGCUGGAUACUGAGAAUAUCACAGAUAUCGGACUCAUAGUCUCUGUAUACGCUGGCCUGGUUAUUGUUGAUAAGAACAUUGAUAUUAUCCGCUUGGUCCACUACACCAUACAAGAAUAUUUCGAGCGCACUUGGCAGUCCUGGUUUCCCAAUGUCCAUACCGAUAUGGCGAAGGCAUGCACUACUUACCUGUUGUUCAAGGAUUUUGAAACCGGUUUUUGCUCGACAAUUGAGUCUCUAAGAGAGAGACUACAGUUAUAUGUUCUCUAUGACUAUGCAUCAAAGAACUGGGGAUACCACGCCAUGGUGUCCACAAUUGAAGGAGAAAGAUUGGUUUUAGACCUCCUGCAGAGCACUGGCAAAUAUCGGCAUGCACCCAAGCUAUGGUGUAUGCAUCUCACAGCUCACUUCGGACUUUGGAGGUCCGCAUCAGUCUUGCUCGAGAGCAAUGCAGAGAUUGACCCAAAGGAUGCUAAGGGAGAACCCCCGUUGAUAUGGGCAGUUAAGAAAGGUCAUGUGGAGGUGGUACACUUACUACUGAAGAAUGGUGCCGAUGUUGAGGCAAAGGAUGAGAGUCGCAGGACCAGUCUCUCAUGGGCAGCUGAAAUUGGACAUAACGAGAUUUUGAACCUACUCCUUGCAACGGAUCGGGUAGAUGGUAAUUCUCAAGAUAGUCCUAUUGCUGGAGAGAGGGGUAGGUCACCAUUAGCAUAUGCGGCAAUAAAGGGACAUAAGACUGUAGUCAAACUCCUGCUUGCUCAACCCGAUACAAUCCCAGAUAUCAAGUCAGGGUUUCAUUUCAAAUGGGCAGGUCGAACACCGCUAUCAUAUGCAGCAGAGUAUGGGCAUGAGGUGGUAAUAAAGCUGUUGCUUGCCCAGCCAAGGGUUGAUCCUAACUCUAAAGCUACUGGUGAUUAUGAUCAUGGAAAAACACCACUAUCAUAUGCAGCAGGAAAUGGACACAAAUCAAUAGUUGGGCUACUGCUUAAAGUGACAAGAGAUGAACCAAUGUAUUAUACAACGUUCAAAGAUGCUUGGGAUGACCACAGGGUAGCAGAGACACCAUUAUCAUUAGCUGCCAAGCGUGGCCAUGAGUCUGUAGUGAAAGCCGUGUUUGCUCUACCGGGUAUGGACCCAGAUCAUAGUUUCCAUUAUGGGGUAGACGGUGGACGGACUCAACUGUUAUAUGCAGCAGAGAAGGGACAUGAGGCAGUAGUCAAGCUACUUCUUGCCCAACCAGGCGUGCAAAUAGAUUCGAAGGCUACUGGUACGUAUUUCUCUAGCAGAACACCACUAUCAUUUGCAGCUGAGAAUGGCCACGUGGAGGUAGUAAAGAUACUACUCAACAAUGGUGUCAAUGUUAUGUCUAAGGAUGUCGACAGCCAGACUCCUCUUUCAAGGGCAAAAACGGAAGAUGUGAAGCAGCUGCUUUUGGAGAAGGUGUCCAGUCGAAGGCAGUCAUCCAGGCCAGAGAACUGA
Molecule: messenger RNA, 1569 nt
Organism: Aspergillus pseudonomiae
Lineage: Eukaryota; Fungi; Ascomycota; Eurotiomycetes; Eurotiales; Aspergillaceae
Product: ankyrin repeat domain-containing protein
Exons: 2
Coding region: 1-1569 (522 amino acids)
Biological process (GO): innate immune response
Cellular component (GO): cytoplasm
Molecular function (GO): protein binding
Source: RefSeq, a predicted model, not a curated record